Strongylocentrotus purpuratus (purple sea urchin) is the source of this 2159-nucleotide messenger RNA. RefSeq lists its product as uncharacterized. The transcript is spliced from 6 exons. The coding region runs from base 52 to 1221 and encodes 389 amino acids. The record is from RefSeq and is a predicted model, not a curated record. Lineage: Eukaryota; Metazoa; Echinodermata; Echinoidea; Camarodonta; Strongylocentrotidae.
UUCAUCUUCCAAUCAAAGUGAUUGCAGAAAUCUAGCAACACACUUUUCAAGAUGAAGUCGCUCUUUGUCAUUACUCUAGUUCUAUUUUCAUGUCUGUGUCUUGUUGGAGUCACCGAGGCCGUUUCUGUUUCAAAGGAAGGUACACAAGAUGAAGCUUUUGAUCCUGAAAACAUUCUAGAUUCAGGCAAACUGACCCAGACAGAAGAGGAUAAAAUCUCUGAAAUUAGAAAACAAGUAUUGUUCCUUCAGGAAUCCGUUGCUGAGAUCACCCGUUCCUUCUUAACUCUCGAGCUCGUCGCGAAGAAUCCAUCAAUGAUGGCCAAGAUCCACAUUCCUGACUCUCUCGAGACCGAGUUCGAGCUGGGACAACCUGCAAAGGCACGACGUCGAAGGGAAGUCGACUCGCCAUCGACUCUCCCGAAAUCGUUACAUUCUUCUGGUGCCGAGCAGCCAAGCUUGGAUGAGAACCCACUCGGACCAUACUCUGGUGAAUGUUUCAUGUGUCCUCCUGGUGUUCCUGGACAAAGAGGUCCUUCAGGCCCUCAGGGGGUUGCAGGAAGGGACGGUAGAGACGGAAGGGAUGCACCGACGAGUCCACAAGCUGAGGAAAAACCCACUUCACCAAGCGACGGUGAUGAUUUAGUGCAUCCAGUAGGUAACAUGACUGGUAUCAUCUAUACUCGCUGGGGUAACGAUAAAUGUCCCGAAGAUGCAGAACUCAUCUAUUCAGGUACUAUUGCAGGUGCACACUUCACCCAUGCUGGCAGCGGCUCAAAUUAUCUCUGCAUGCCGGACGAGCCUAUCUAUGACGAAGUAGAAACUUCUAAACAUGGUUACCGAGCCCUACUAUUCUCCACUGAAUACCAAGUCAUUACUGGUCCUGCCCGGAUGCAGCCAAUGAAUGACCAGACUCCGACCUGUGCAGUCUGCAGGGCGCCCUCUGGCCGCACCAGCAAACUUAUGAUUCCUGCCCGCAACGUGUGUCCUUCUAAAGAGUGGCGUUUAGAGUACGCUGGUUAUAUUAUGGCAGAAAAACAUAACUUCAAGAGAUCGGAAUUUGUGUGUGUGGACCGAGAGAUGGUUCCCAAAGCGGGUACCCAGGGGAAUCAGGAUGGUGGGCUGUUGCACCUGACAGAAGUUCGGUGUGUGGUGGGUAAUGGCUUGGAUUGUGGACCCUACAUCGAUGGCUACGAAAUAACUUGUGCUGUCUGUACUUUCUGAAGUCCUGCUAAUAAAUAUUAUGUCAUUCAGUAUAGUUUGACACGAGAAUCGACAACUGUGUCAUAAGUUCAUGUCAUCCUUUUAUAACAUUUAACAUUCAGACACAUACCAGUGAUAAAGUGUAAACCUUAGUUUUAUACACACACACAAGUGAUAAAAUCUAAACUUUAGUUUCAUACACACGACAGUGUAAAAGUGUCUGAUAAAAUAAGGCCUACUUCGUCGAUUGUUCUCUAAAUUGUGUUAAUGUACAUGAAUAUGAAUAUUGAAUUUCAUGAUAGAUUUUCUCUUCCUUCAGGAAACAAUAAUUCUUUUGCUACUCUGAAUUUUCUGACACAAAUGUGUAUUAAUUCUCACAGAACUUUGACAUAAUGUUCAUUGAUCGUUCAAAGAUUAUGUCAAUAUAAAAUAAUCUUCUAUAAUCGAACGGAAUUAAAUAGACAUUGUCUAUAUAAUUAUGAUUUCAAAGGUCUUAAUUAGGUGUGCUUAAUGUUGUCAUGUUAAAAGAACGAUUUUGAGAAAACAGGUUUGACGGGAGCUUGCUUUAGAUCAAUCUUAUCUGCUUAUGGAGAUUUUUGUAUUCAUAUCAAGUCUGUCCAUCUAUGCACGGUCGGGUUCAAAUAAAUAGGAAUGAGUCAUCUUUAAGUCAUGAGUUACAACUUGAGAAUGAUCUAGAUCGUUAAAUAAACAGAGCUCAUUGGCCUCUUUUAACCAUAGAAAUUGAUCAUAUAACGACAGAGUCAGACACAGCUUUAAAAAAGGCAACCAGUAACCCCUUCAUCAUCUAUGCUCAACAAAAAUGCAACCAAUUAAUCCUAAAAGGGCCGGUCUAUUUGAGUUCUUAGUACGGCCGGGGGGCAUUAUGCCCCUCCCCCUUAAGAUCUCAGCCAUGAAACGGUCGAUCUCCGCGAAAAUUUGCACGCGUGUCAAGUUUAAGU